AGUCGCCCUUUCCAUCCGCAUCUAUCCUUUUCCAUUUCACGGAAAAUUAAACCCUAGAAUUUGAUCUCGAAUCGCUCGAUAACAGCCAAGGGAGCGGAUUGAUGGCGCUUGUUUCUAAGGCAGGCUCACCAUAUUGUAUCCGUGGUGAUAUAACUUGGGGUAGAACCGGGCAGAAUGUGGCCUUUGGUAUGGUGAAAAAUGUUGAGGUUCCUCUAAUGAAGGAAAAAUCUGUCGUUUUUCCUUCUUUUUCAUGCAACAAUGUGAAGAUAGCUCGUAAGCUUCCUUUAGAAACUCUGGGAUUUCGAGGCAAAAAAAGGAAUAGUGUGAUUGUUGCGGCAAGCCCUCCCACAGAGGAUGGUGUGGUUGCUACUGAACCAUUGACGAAAGAGGAUCUUGUUGGAUACCUUGCAUCUGGAUGUAAGCCCAAGGAAAAUUGGAGAAUAGGUACAGAGCAUGAAAAGUUUGGUUUCGAGAUCAAAACUCUGCAACCUAUGAAAUAUGAACAAAUAGCAGAAUUGCUGAAUGGUAUUUCAGAGAGAUUUGAUUGGGAUAAAGUAAUGGAAGGUGAUAAAAUUAUUGGACUUAAACAGGGGAAGCAAAGCAUAUCAUUGGAACCUGGGGGGCAGUUUGAGCUCAGUGGUGCACCUCUUGAAACUUUGCAUCAAACAUGUGCCGAGGUCAAUUCACACCUCUAUCAGGUUAAAGCUGUUGCAGAAGAAAUGGGAAUUGGAUUCUUAGGGAUUGGUUUCCAGCCCAAAUUGGGAAUAAAGGACAUUCCUGUCAUGCCUAAGGGAAGAUAUGAGAUAAUGAGAAAUUACAUGCCUAAAGUUGGCUCACUUGGUCUUGAUAUGAUGUUUAGGACAUGCACAGUUCAGGUUAAUUUGGACUUCUGUUCAGAAGAUGACAUGAUUAGGAAAUUUCGUGCUGGUCUUGCUUUGCAACCUAUAGCAACAGCUUUAUUUGCAAAUUCCCCCUUUACGGAAGGAAAGCCAAAUGGUUACCUUAGCAUGAGAAGUCAUAUCUGGACUGAUACUGAUAAGAACCGAACAGGCAUGCUUCCAUUUGUUUUUGACGACUCCUUCGGGUUUGAGCAGUAUGUUGACUAUGCUCUUGAUGUUCCAAUGUAUUUUGUUUACCGGAAAAAUAAGUACAUUGACUGCACCGGAAUGUCAUUCAGGGAUUUUAUGGCUGGAAAUCUUCCAUGUAUUCCUGGUGAACUGCCAAACCUUAAUGACUGGGAAAAUCAUUUGACAACUAUAUUUCCAGAGGUCCGACUGAAGAGGUACUUGGAGAUGAGGGGAGCUGAUGGAGGGCCUUGGAGGAGGUUAUGUGCUCUGCCAGCAUUUUGGGUAGGUUUGUUAUAUGAUGAGGUUUCGCUCCAGAGUAUCCUAGACAUGACUGCUGAUUGGACUCCCGAAGAAAGACAAAUAUUGAGAAGCAAGGUUCCAAAGACUGGUCUUAAGACACCAUUUCGAGAUGGGCUUCUGUGGCACGUUGCUGAAGAUGUUCUCAAAUUGGCCAAGGAUGGCUUGGAAAGGAGAGGCUUCAAGGAAACCGGGUUCUUGAAUGAGGUGGCAGAGGUGGUUCGAACAGGAGUAACACCAGCUGAGAGGCUCUUGGAAAUGUAUCACGGGAAAUGGGGACGAUCUGUUGACCCUGUUUUCGAAGAACUACUUUACUGAGACGAAUCGGGAAUCAAACUCUUAGAGUGCUGUGAUUUCACGCAUCGUCUUUUUUGUUGUAAUUCGCUAAGUGAACUUCGGAUGCACUUUAUGUGAUCUUUAUGGAGGAAUAAGCGAUGCCUUGAACGGAUGCAUAACAAACUUUGUCCCAGUUUAGGGUUUUCAUCACAACGUUUAUGGUAAUGUCGUUGCUGCUGCCUUUUAACAG
Messenger RNA from Hibiscus syriacus, 1890 nucleotides. Its product is annotated as glutamate--cysteine ligase, chloroplastic-like. Gene Ontology annotation, molecular function: glutamate-cysteine ligase activity. The transcript has 16 exons. Lineage: Eukaryota; Viridiplantae; Streptophyta; Magnoliopsida; Malvales; Malvaceae. The record is from RefSeq and is a predicted model, not a curated record. Bases 102 to 1682 code for a protein of 526 amino acids. Gene Ontology annotation, biological process: modified amino acid biosynthetic process; glutathione biosynthetic process.